AUGCAUUUCACAUUGGGCAUACGGAACAUCACUAGCUCUGGCAACGUCUUCUCCAUCGGUUUCGUAACAGGCGAGUUUCUCGUCAAUGGCGUAUCGGAGUCGACGUUCAUCAUUCUCGGUUUGAUACACCGUACUUGCAUGACACUUGCUUUCUUUCUCGUCUAUCCCAUUAUUCUUCUACUGGCUUCGGCAACUGUUUUAUGUCAUCUAAUUGGCCGUCCUGUGAAUAAGAAAGUUGUCGAUAAGUGGCAGACGAUUCUCCAGCUUUGUAUUUUCGCGCCAUUUGUGGCUGGAGGCAUGGUUACUGGCAUUCUUGCCAAGGGGACAGCAGAUCAUUUUAGUUCAGAGCAUAGUAUUGUGGGCCUCGUUACCGUGUCCCUGACAAACGUCGACGUGAUAAUUUACUUCUUCCUGCGGCGGAUGAGUAGGGGAUUGUCGAUUUUCGAGUCCAUACCUCGCCAUGUCAGAUAUAUCCACUAUACCGACGUUGCGCUUUGCCAAGCCAUCCUCAUGAUAUCGAGCUUCGUACUUCCCGACGGCAUCGACGACUUUGCAGUCAUGAGCCUCUGCGACACGGCCGUCCUGUUAGAUUCAUGGGUAUUUUCGCCGGGCAUGGUGCUUGUUUUUGUCUGCAAUAGGGCAAUGGCUGCGAUGACGAUGCAGUGGUUUCUUGUGAGGCGAUCCAGGAAGAUCGAUGCGCAGGAAACGGUGCCUCUCUGCGCAAUCGAUUCGUCAAGACCAUUAUCGCCCAUGGCGGGGAUGGUGGGUGGCCUUAAGUAA
This is a messenger RNA of Trichoderma aggressivum f. europaeum, 780 nucleotides long. RefSeq lists its product as uncharacterized. Bases 1 to 780 code for a protein of 259 amino acids. NCBI's taxonomy places the organism in Eukaryota, Fungi, Ascomycota, Sordariomycetes, Hypocreales, Hypocreaceae. The record is from RefSeq and is a predicted model, not a curated record. The transcript has 3 exons.